AUGCCAUCCCGCUUCGCUAUCCUACCCUCAGAUAUCAUUCAGUACCUCUCCCUGUCUCUCAAUGACACUUCUACGAUCACGCCAGAGUUUCACAACAGCACUCACGAACCUCUGCAAAUUCUACGGUUGCCACAUCCACGAACAGGUCUUCCAUCUUUAUUCCUGCCUCUCGAACAUCUGCAGUCACGUUCAAGUGUCGACUUUUCAGACGCUGGUGUCUUGGAAAUACAAGCGGUAUGCCCGCCAGAUGAGAGAUCAUGGAUAGUUGGAGAGGAAGUGGUAGCGGAUGGCAAAAUGUUGACCAUGAUACCCAUUGACCCGGCCUUCCUGUUGCUGCCUAUUUUACAAACAACACAGCCUUUGGAUGGCUCUUCUGUUCAAUUCAGAACCUUGGACGAUCUCUUUGAAGAGGGAACGAAAAAAUUCGAAACUUCUCUCCAAGAGCGAGGGAAAACCACAGCGCCUCGGACUCAAGAUAUCCACAGACUCUGCUCCCUUGAGUGUACACGAAAAGCUCUUUCGCGACUUUGUGAAGUCAAAGAAAUCUCCCCUGAAAUUAUUGUAUAUCGAUAUUCGCCCGCCAAGUUCCUUAAAUACUUGCGUGCAAAGGUUGCAUAUCUCGAGUCAAGUGUGGUUCUAGAUAAAUCGCAAACUGUGAUAAGAAACCUCGCCAAGGAGGGCCUAAUGGAUGAUGGGCGAGAAGAUCUUUUGCGCCUUGGACGCACUCAAGCUUGUUGCGAUUUGCUUUCCCAAUACCUUCCGCCAGAGACAUAUGCCACCCUUCUUGCUUCAUACGAUUUCUCUUCUCUUCAAAAGCUUAUACAAGCCAACCGGGACGAAGCACUCACUGCUGCUGCAGUUGCUGCUCCUCCAGCAAAGGGAAAGGGCUCCAAAGUGGACAUAAAAGUUGCGACAGCUACUAAUGGCAAGAAACGAAAGGCAACGAAGGCGUCUCAAGGAGUAGAAAAACUGAAGAGAGUCAAUACCACUGGCAUGGCAAAGCUAUCUAGUUUUUUUGCUAAAUCAUAG
Molecule: messenger RNA, 1029 nt
Organism: Cyclocybe aegerita
Lineage: Eukaryota; Fungi; Basidiomycota; Agaricomycetes; Agaricales; Hemipholiotaceae
Source: the annotation of a GenBank genome assembly